Messenger RNA from Thunnus maccoyii (southern bluefin tuna), 2438 nucleotides. It is a transcript of the gene cln6a, whose product is annotated as CLN6 transmembrane ER protein a. The coding region runs from base 169 to 1086 and encodes 305 amino acids. The transcript has 8 exons. The record is from RefSeq and is a predicted model, not a curated record. Lineage: Eukaryota; Metazoa; Chordata; Actinopteri; Scombriformes; Scombridae.
GGAUUAAGCGGACAGGCGGCACCAAGGCAGUAACUAGGAAGUGAAACUGAGUAUUGACAGAAAGAUGUUUACUGUAGUUCAAUUCCGUUAACUUUGGUCUGUGUGAACUAACGGGACAGUCAGUGAGUACUAUUGGCUGGAUCAACGGUAGCUAAAACGGAGCCGAAAAUGCAGACAACACGAAAACGUCGAGGCAACAAUGCAACGUUACAUGCAGCAUCACAGAAUAGCUCUCGUGGUGUGAAGGAAAACGCACAGCAGAAGAAAAGGCAGCGCUUCCACUUUGACCUGUGGUUCUGUCUGACUCUACAGAACUGGAUACUGGACUUUGGAAGGCCUAUUGUCAUGAUCAUCCUUCCUCUGGAAUGGUUUCCCCUGAACAAGCCCAGUGCUGGAGACUAUUUCCACAUGGCCUACAAUGUCAUAACACCAUUUCUUAUGCUGAAGUUGAUCGAACGCAGUCCCAGAGCGCUGCCUCGCUCCGCAGUCUACCUCUGCAUCAUCACUUUUGUCAUGGGAGCCAGCAUCCACCUGGUGGGAGACUCCAUCAACCACCGGCUCAUCCUGAGUGGCUACCAGCUGCACCUGUCAGUCAGAGAGAACCCGAUCAUCAAAGACCUCAAACCUGCCUCCUUGAUUGACUCCUUUGAGCUGCUGUAUUACUAUGAUGAACAGCUGGGACAUUUAAUGUGGUAUAUUCCUUUCUUUGUCAUUCUGUUCAUCUACUUCACUGGAUGCUUUACCGAGGUUAAAGAACAGAAGAAGAUUCCUGUCUCUGGUUGGCUGUUGCUGGGACCCAGCGCACUCUACUAUUGGUACUUGGUCACUGAAGGACAAAUCACUGAACUUUUCCUUGUCACCUUCCUUGCCAUGGUUGUCAUGGUGAUUCAUCAACAACGUAAAGGCCUCAGCCCAGACAGCAACGGCCAGUUCUUGUUCUGUAGUUUCUCUGUUACUGUGCUUCUGGUGGCACUGUGGGUGGUCUAUCUGUGGAACGACCCGGUGCUGCGCAACAAGUACCCCGGACUCAUAUAUGUGCCAGAACCCUGGUCCUACUACACGUUACAUAUCAAGGAAAACCACUGAGUCACAUCUGUCCAGCAGAUAUGCUGUGACGCAGAUAUCAGCUCCACUCAAACAAAGUCGAUGAAGGUCAUUGAUGUGUACCAACCUCGCUGUGGAUGCGUCUGCUCUGUUUCUUUCUGCAUUGAUUCACAAAGGCUUUGAACAUGCAAUCGAAUUUGUUAAAACUGCUUGGAUCUUGUGACGAGACCCGAGACUGAGAUAUCGUAAACUAGGUCAGCAAUGUUCAGCACAUGCACGUAACAUACAGCAGGUUAGCAGAAAACUAAGGCUCUGCUCAUAUCUCAUACUUUAGUUUGAAAAAAUCUAUAAAUUUAUUUUCAUGAUUAAAAAAAAAAAAAAUUGUAUCCCUUUUUACUUUUACAAUCCCUCGGUUAUGCCAUGUUGCUGAGUUUUUGUUUUCAUUACCCAUGAAUGAACUGACAGUAAACACAGUAGAUCAACUGCCUCUUAACCAGCCAAGUGAACAAGAAAGUUGACCUUUUGCAAACGAACUCAAAAGGUAAAUAUCAAUUAUAUUCACUGAAAAUUGAAAAAAAUCUCAUUCUCACCAAUCAAUUGACAAAUCUGAAUGCUGUGAGUAUGGAUAAAUGACUAAAAAAUAUAGCCCUUUUCAAGUGAGAAGCACAAAAUUAAAUAUCAAGUCCCACUUGAACAACAGCAUGAAAGAACUAUUAUUUGAACAAUAGCAUACAUCAGUCAGGCAGACAACUUGUUAAAACAUGUUUUGAUGAUUUUAGAACAGAAUAUUAAAUGGAGGACUGUUUCAAAAGUUAUAUUUUUCUAAAAAACAGUAUAAAUUCUCAGGUAUUUUAAUGUCAUGUUCUUUGACAGUUUUUGUUUUGUGAAAUUUAGGUUGUCAUUCAUUUAGACAUGAGAACUGUAAACUAUGAUAUGCUAUCUCCAUAUGGGAAUAUGGUUACAGUAUUAUUACUGUUUAUGGGACACUGACAUACUGUUGUCACUGAAUUAUCACCCCGCCUGUUGCAAACAAACACUCACUGCCAACAUACUGUUCUGUAUUGCAUGAUUUUGACAUGCUGUUUGUAAGUUAUGUCCACUUUUACAGUCAUUUUACAUUGUUCAAAAGUCAAGGAAGCCAAUGAAACUCAUUUUUUAUUCACCAGAAUUUAACUGAUGACUUGUUAUUUUCUUGAUUUUCUUUGACAUGUUGAGUGAAGAUCUUUAUUGUGUUUGUAUUUAAUGUUUAAUUGUGUUAAUGUUUUGUGCUGUUCCAAUUUCUUAGAUCAAUUUGUUGCUUGGAAAAUACUGUGGCGUUGCUAUUUUAGUUACUGGUUCCUCACACGUUAAAUUUUAUAUUUGUUCUCAUAUCUUAAUUAAAAUGAUGAAAUCGA